This is a messenger RNA of Phalacrocorax carbo (great cormorant), 1034 nucleotides long. Lineage: Eukaryota; Metazoa; Chordata; Aves; Suliformes; Phalacrocoracidae. The record is from RefSeq and is a predicted model, not a curated record.
CGGCGCCCAGCGCGUCACUUCCUGCGCGCCGCCCCGCCGCCAUGGCCGCCCCGCCGCCGCGCCGCAGCCCCGCCGUGUUCCCGUCGCCGCGGGAGCUGGGCCCGGCCCUGGCGCGGCUGGUGACCGAGCGGGCGGCCGAGGCGGGCGGCGGGCGCUUCGCGCUGGGCCUCUCGGGAGGGAGCCUGGUGGAGCUCCUGGCCCGGGACCUGCCCCCCGCCGUCGCCGCCGGCCCCGCCGCCGCGGGCCCGUGGCUGGUGGCCUUCUGCGACGAGCGGCUGGUGCCGCCCGGGCACCCGGAGAGCACGGCCGGCGCCUACCAGGCCCGGCUGCUGCCGCAGCUGCCGGCCCCGGGACCGCGCGUGCUGACCCUCACCCCCGGGCUCCCUCCCGCCGCCGCCGCCGAUGACUACGCCGCGCAGCUCCGCCAGGCUUUCCCGGGCGAGGAUGUCCCCGUCUUCGACUUGCUGGUGCUGGGGGUCGGGCCGGAUGGACACACGUGCUCCCUCUUCCCCGGCCACCCCCUGCUCCAGGAGAAAGAGAAAAUAGUUGCCGCUAUCACGGACUCCCCGAAGCCGCCGCCGGAGCGAAUAACGUUAACCCUGCCCGUGCUGAACGCCGCGCGGAUGGUCGUCUUCGUGGCUACGGGGGAAGGCAAAGCUGCCGUUUUAAAGCGCAUUUUGGAAGGCGACGAGGAAAACCCGCUUCCCGCCGCUCGCGUCCGGCCUCGCUCCGGGCAGCUGCGCUGGUUUCUGGACGAGGCGGCAGCCAAGGAGCUGAGCAUCCCCGUCGAGAAACACCCCGUCUUGUAGAGCCGGCCAGGCUCGGGCGAUGCGUUUGAUCGUGGCGCUCGGUUGUGGCCCCGAACGGGCUUGUUUUUCCUCCCCUCCCCCACCUCUUUUUGGAACAAACGGUCCUUUGCCGAGCAGGAAUUUCCCCGUAACGAUCCCUUCGGUUCGGCGGGCGCCGGCUUGGAGUCACGCGCGGAGCGUUUCGGGCGCGACAGGGCAGCGCGAUAUUAAACGAGACGGAUUUCA